Triplophysa rosa is the source of this 2567-nucleotide messenger RNA. Its product is annotated as amyloid beta precursor protein binding family B member 2-like. The record is from RefSeq and is a predicted model, not a curated record. Gene Ontology annotation, cellular component: cytoplasm; nucleus. The coding region runs from base 942 to 1421 and encodes 159 amino acids. Gene Ontology annotation, biological process: regulation of DNA-templated transcription. Gene Ontology annotation, molecular function: amyloid-beta binding; transcription factor binding. The transcript has 3 exons. NCBI's taxonomy places the organism in Eukaryota, Metazoa, Chordata, Actinopteri, Cypriniformes, Nemacheilidae.
UAGAUUAUUAAUGAUAAUCUUAAACUAUAAUUUAUUUUAUUAGUAAGUUUAUUUAUUUUAUUUAGCCUUGUUGUGCAAGCUCUCUGGAGCUUGUGCAGAGGCAGCAGCUUUUGCCAGAGGGGAACUGGAAUCCCCUGGUUGGGCCUGGGUUCUCCUGAGGUUUUUUUUCUCCAUUAGAGUUUUGGGUUCCUACAUCUGCCUGACCGGGGGGGGCUGCUUUAGAAUUUUAAAGUUUUAAUUAAUAUUGCAUAUAGGAAUUUAUAGUCUGUUAUAUUUGACCUGUGCUUCUCUCUCCUUUAUCCUAAAUGUGUGUGUGUGUGUGUGUGUGCGUGCGUGCGUGCGUGCGUGUGUGUGUUGGUGCGUGCGUGUCUUUGUGUGUGCUCGUACUUGUCUGUGUACGUGUGUGUUUGCGUGCGUGUCCGUGUGUGCGUGUGUGUCUCUAUGUCUAUGUGUGUUAAUACGUGUGCAUAUUGUGUGUGUGGAGUGUUUUGUAUGUGGGUGUGUCUGUCUUCUGUGUUUUCAACUUUUUCUUGUUUUUGCAGGUACAACUUUAAUUGUUUUGCUUAUAGUCAAUAUGUCUCAUGUACAGCUGCUUUGUAACAAUGAAAAUUGUAAAAAGCGCUAUAUAAAUAAAGUUGAGUUUGAGUUACAAUGGGGGGCCUUGAAGUCAAAAAGGUUGAGAAGCCCUGCCUCAGAGGAUUUAUAUUAUAGAAGUGUUGUGUACGCAGGGUUGAAGAGAUGCGUCUGUAAUCUAGAUUUAAACUGACAAAGUGUGUCUGCCUCCCGGACAGUGCAAGGAAGACUAUUCCACGUUUGGGCGCUAGAUAGGAGAAGGAUCUACCACCUGCACUUGAUUUUGAAACACACGCACACGCACACACGCACGCACACACACACACACACACACACACACACACACACAGAGAGCUCUCUCUACAUUCAUGUGGUGUGUGUGUUGUGUGUCAGGGAUGGAUAUGAUCAACGGAGCGAUCAACAGUCUGAUGUCAAAUGCAGGGAAGGAGGACUGGACCCCCGUCCUGCUGAACAUCGCUGACGCCUGCAUUACUGUUUUUGAAGAGAAGGAAGAAGAGGAGGAGGUGUUGGUGGAGUGUCGCGUACGCUUUCUCUGCUUCAUGGGUGUCGGCCGUGACGUCCACACAUUUGCGUUCAUCAUGGACACGGGAAAGCAGCACUUUCAGUGUCAUGUGUUCUGGUGUGAUCCCAAUGCUGGAGGCGUGUCAGAGGCCGUGCAGUCAGCAUGUGUGUUAAGAUAUCAGAAGUGUCUGGGGAAAAACAGCUCUUCAGCUCCGCCCCCUGCCGACUCCGUCACGCGCCGUGUGACGUCCAGCGUGAAGCGAGGCGUUCAAUCAAUCAUAGACACUCUGAAGAAGAAACCCGCCCCUGAUGUUCCCCACCAAUGACAGAACAGAGGAGCUUUGAAGGACAGCUGGGGUGUGUAUGCAAGAGCGAAGAGAAAAUCAAGGCGAACAUGAACUCACAGGGAUCCGGAUGAGACGUCACACAGCGCUUUAUGAACUUUGACCUCAGUCAUGUCAGAUGCUGAAUGAAGCAUGUCUCUGCCUUACACCAUCAUACACUCACAUUCUCUCUCUAUCACUGACCAAAAACUGGAUCUUUUGAAAUGAUGUGCAUCAUCAUCAUCAUCAUCAUCAUAAUACACCAGAGCUGAACUUUAAUAGCUGCGUCUUCAGAGAUCACAAGAUGAACAUGAACACACUCAAACUCUUUUAGUUUUAACAGUAAAAUCUAGACAGAAAUUUGAAUUCUGUCAUCAUUUCUUCAUCCUCAUGCCGUGUCAAACCCGUAUGAGUUUCCUUCUUCUUCAGAACACAAAAGAAGAUAUUUUGAAGACUGUUCAAACAAACACUGAACCCCAUUGACUUCCAUUGUAUGAACACAAAACCAAUGAGACAUUUCUCAAAAUAUCUUUUGUGUUCUACUGAAAAAAGAGACACAGGUUUAUAAACACACGAGAGAAUAAAUGAUGACAGAACUGAGAUGUUUUUAACACUCAUGUUGUCUACACACAUCAACCCUGAAUCAUUCCAGUCAGACAGUAUUUAACUGACGUCAUGUCAAGCUCCUCUGUCUUUCUCUCUCUUUUAACCUGCAUUUGAAAUAUUUUGCUCUAUUAUCAUUACAAUAUGUGUGGAUUUUUAGUUUGUUCUAUAUUUGAAUCCUUUCUGACCUUUACAUCAAAUCCUGUUUGUCAUUAUGCGUCUGAUCUCUUAUCUGGAUUUCAGUUGAAUAUGGAGAAUUUUACUGCUGUUAAAGAUUUGUGUUUUAGGCAGAAAUGAAAUUUGAAAGGGAAACAUUUACAUGUAUUUAACAGACGCUUUUAUUCAGAAGCACGUACAAAUGAGAACAAUUGUGUAGAAUAUAUUCAUGUCUGUUUUCAGCUUCACAUGUGAAUGUUUUUGCAACACACUGGUAUUUCCAAACUCAAAUCUAAGAAGAGCUAAACCACAUUCAUUUUUACACCAUAUUCAUGUCAACUCUUAUAAACUUCAAAUAAACUUCAUCCAAACAAAACUGCUCUCUCUGCU